Molecule: messenger RNA, 1380 nt
Organism: Lachancea lanzarotensis
Lineage: Eukaryota; Fungi; Ascomycota; Saccharomycetes; Saccharomycetales; Saccharomycetaceae
Gene: RVB1
Product: LALA0S03e02960g1_1
Exons: 1
Coding region: 1-1380 (459 amino acids)
Biological process (GO): box C/D snoRNP assembly; chromatin remodeling; regulation of transcription by RNA polymerase II
Cellular component (GO): NuA4 histone acetyltransferase complex; R2TP complex; Ino80 complex
Molecular function (GO): ATP hydrolysis activity; ATP binding; DNA helicase activity
Source: RefSeq, a predicted model, not a curated record
AUGGUCCAGGUAAGUGAAGUAAAAGAAUCUGGUGCUGGAAAUCAAGGCUCCACCCGCACUGCGGCACACACACAUAUCAAAGGACUCGGUUUGGAUGCCCAAGGUGUGGCUAAACCUGUAGAAGGUGGCUUCGUGGGACAGGUGGAGGCUCGGGAGGCUUGUGGGGUCGUUGUAGACCUGAUUAAAGUUAAGAAAAUGUCCGGAAAAGCCAUCUUACUCGCAGGGGGGCCAUCAACUGGUAAAACCGCAUUGGCGUUAGCAAUCUCGCAAGAACUAGGACCCAAGGUGCCUUUUUGCCCUCUAGUAGGAUCCGAACUUUACUCAGUUGAAGUUAAAAAAACAGAAGCACUUAUGGAAAAUUUCAGAAGAGCCAUUGGUUUGAGGAUCAAAGAGACCAAAGAAGUUUAUGAGGGUGAGGUAACAGAGUUGGCCCCUCAGGCCGCUGAAAAUCCACUGGGAGGCUACGGGAAAACCAUCGCUCACGUUAUUGUGGGUUUGAAAUCUGCUAAGGGAACGAAAACACUGCGAUUGGAUCCUACGGUUUACGAAAGUAUCGAGCGCGAAAACGUCAGUGUUGGUGACGUCGUAUACAUCGAGGCUAACACAGGUGCUGUGAAGCGUGUGGGGCGUUCAGAUGCAUACGCCACAGAGUUCGAUUUGGAAGCCGAGGAAUAUGUUCCAUUGCCCAAAGGUGAAGUUCACAAAAAGAAAGAAAUUGUGCAAGAUGUGACGCUACAUGAUCUGGAUGUGGCAAACGCCCGUCCCCAAGGUGGUCAAGAUGUGGUGUCGAUGAUGGGCCAAUUAUUGAAACCCAAGAAAACAGAAAUUACUGAAAAACUGAGACACGAAGUUAACCGCGUGGUGGCAAAGUACAUAGACCAAGGUGUUGCAGAGCUCAUCCCUGGUGUUUUGUUCAUUGAUGAAGUCAACAUGCUAGACAUUGAGAUUUUCACAUAUCUAAACCGUGCACUAGAGUCUUCCAUCGCCCCGGUAGUAGUACUGGCAUCUAACCGCGGUCUCACGACGGUUCGUGGCACAGAUGAUAUUGUAUCGCCUCACGGUAUCCCUCCUGAUUUGGUUGAUAGAUUGCUCAUUGUCAGGACGCUACCUUACUCCAGAGACGAAAUCCGCACGAUCAUCGAAAGGAGAGCAGCCGUUGAAAACCUCAAGACAGACUCCGAAGCACUAGAUUUGCUUGCCACCAUGGGGUCUCAAACCUCACUUCGUUAUGCAUUGCAGCUACUAUCACCAUGUGGUAUAUUAGCAAAGACCUCCGGCCGCUCAGAAAUCACACAAGCGGAUGUCAACGAGGCCAAAUUGUUGUUCCUCGAUGCCAAAAGAUCGACACAGAUUGUACAAUCUAGUGGCGACUUUUUGUAG